This is a messenger RNA of Andrographis paniculata, 2533 nucleotides long. Its product is annotated as DEAD-box ATP-dependent RNA helicase 7-like. The record is from RefSeq and is a predicted model, not a curated record. The coding region runs from base 274 to 2364 and encodes 696 amino acids. The transcript is spliced from 14 exons. Gene Ontology annotation, molecular function: helicase activity; ATP binding; RNA binding. Lineage: Eukaryota; Viridiplantae; Streptophyta; Magnoliopsida; Lamiales; Acanthaceae.
CGAAGUAAGACAAUAUCCGUCUUUCUUUCAAAUCUUACAAGAUCGUAUUUCUUUCAAAUCUUACAAGAUCCUACGGUCAAGAAUUAAAGCAAUCCAACGGCUGAAAACACCUCCGCCAUUGCUAUAAAUCACAAACCCUAAACCUGCAAUCCUCCUCUCUCUGCGUUGCAGUCUCUCAGACGAACUGCAAAGUAACCCCUCGCGGCGCGCAAAGUUCGCUCCCGCAACCAAAUCCAGCCACCAACGUAGUCGGAAACGUCGUAUUGAUUUGAUAUGCCGUCGGUGGUUGUAGCAGAUUCGCGAUCCUCCGAGACGAUUAAGAAGAUGAAGAAAGUUGGGUAUGGGGAGACGGAGGACGAGUUUAAUUCCGUCGAGCAGAAGAUCAAAAAGGAGAAGAAGUCCAAAAAGGGGGCUAAAGAAACCUCCGAGCCUGAACUUAACGAUUCUAAUCUCAGCGCCUCUCUGAAAAAGAAGAAAGAGAAGAAGCGGAAGGCUUCUGAUGUUGAUGGAGAUAGUAGUGAGGAUGGGAGGAGUGAGACUAGCUCUGAGAUUGUCGAGCCGGUUAUUAAUUCGGCUAAAAGGAAAAAGGUCGAAAUUGAUGUUGCAAAAGAGGAGAAUCCGAAUGCCGUCUCGAAUUUUCGGAUUUCGGAGCCGUUGAGGAAUGCGUUGAAGGCGAAGGGAAUUGAAUCGUUGUUUCCGAUUCAGGCAAUGACGUUUGGUAUGAUUUUGGAUGGUUCGGAUUUGGUUGGGAGGGCACGCACGGGGCAGGGUAAAACAUUGGCCUUUGUGUUGCCUAUACUAGAAUCUUUGAUUAACGGGCCGACAAAAACAUUGCGGAAAACUGGGUAUGGGAGAUCCCCUAGUGUUCUUGUGCUUUUACCUACUAGGGAAUUAGCCACACAGGUGUUUGCUGAUUUUGAAGUCUACGGUGGAGCAUUGGGGUUAAAUGCAUGUUGCCUAUAUGGGGGUGCUCCCUAUCAGCCCCAACAUGUUCAAUUGAAAAGGGGUGUCGAUAUUAUAAUCGGCACUCCAGGUCGCAUUAAGGAUCACAUAGAAAGGGGAAAUAUUGAUUUCGGUUCGCUGAAAUUCCGAGUUCUUGAUGAGGCUGAUGAGAUGUUGAGAAUGGGUUUUGUCGAAGAUGUUGAACUUAUUCUAGGCAAGGUGGAGGAUGCUAGCAAAGUUCAAACACUUCUUUUCAGUGCCACUUUACCUUCUUGGGUUAAGCAAAUAUCUGCUAAGUUCUUAAAACGUGAGAGAAAAACUGUGGAUCUUGUUGGUAAUGAGAAAAUGAAGGCUAGCACCAGUGUAAGGCAUAUUGUUAUUCCCUGCUCCGUUUCUGCGAGACCCCAGCUUAUUCCGGAUAUCAUUCGCUGUUAUAGCAGUGGAGGGCGCACAAUAAUUUUUACGGAGACCAAGGAUUCUGCUUCUACACUUGCUGGAUUACUUCCUGGAGCUCGUGCUUUGCAUGGAGAUAUACAGCAGGCUACACGAGAGGUGACCCUCAAUGGAUUUAGAUCCGGAAAGUUUUCAACACUUGUGGCUACCAAUGUAGCAGCAAGGGGAUUAGAUAUUGAUGAUGUGCAGUUGAUCAUUCAGUGUGAACCACCUCGUGAUGUGGAGGCCUAUAUUCAUCGUUCUGGUAGAACUGGGAGAGCUGGGAAAACUGGGAUUGCUGUAAUGCUUUUUGAUCCAAAGAAGUCGAACUUCUCUAGGAUAGAACGAGAAUCAGGUGUAAAGUUUGAACAUUUAUCCGCACCCCAACCUGCCGAUAUAGCCAAGGCUGCUGGUGCUGAAGCUGUUGAAAAAAUUACUGUGAUAUCCGAUAGUGUAAUUCCUGUGUUCAAGGCUGCGGCUGAAGAGCUAUUGAGCUCGACUGAUUUAUCCCCAGCUGACCUGCUCGCCAAGGCACUGGCAAAUGCUGCGGGCUAUACUGAGAUUAAGAGCAGAUCACUUCUCUCCUCGAUGGAAAACCACGUCACCGUCCUCCUACAGUGUGGAAAGCCUAUCUUCUCGCCAUCCUUCGCAUAUGGAGUUCUACGGAGGUUUUUACCGGAGGAGAAAGUCGAAUCUAUCAAAGGUCUCGCCUUGACGGCUGACGGGAAUGGCGCCGUAUUCGAUGUGGCUUCCAAGGAUCUCGAUCUUUUCCUUUCAGGUCAGGAUAAUGGUAGCGAUGUUAACAUAGAAGUGGUGAAAUCACUGCCGGCUCUGCAACAGAGAGAACAGCAGCAGCCAAGAGGGGGUAGGUUUGGUGGUGGCGGGAGGUUCUCAGGUGGCGGUCGCGGAGGCAGAAGCAGAGGAAGAGGUGGUGGUGGAAGGGGGCGCGGGAACAGCAACCACCACCAGCAGCAGCGCCGUAAAUGGUGAAGCUGAAAUUUUGUCACUACUCAUUCAUAUUAUUAUUGUUGGAAAAGAAAAAAUCUUGGUCUCAAUUCUUGUACUUGUUUUGUUUGAGUAAGUUAACAAUUUCAAGGAAACUUUAUCUGUAAACUCAAUAACCUUCUCUCUAUUAUAUACUAUACUAGUGGGAAACCAA